Naegleria fowleri is the source of this 1503-nucleotide messenger RNA. RefSeq lists its product as uncharacterized. Gene Ontology annotation, molecular function: protein serine/threonine kinase activity; ATP binding. NCBI's taxonomy places the organism in Eukaryota, Heterolobosea, Eutetramitea, Acrasida, Naegleriidae. The record is from RefSeq and is a predicted model, not a curated record. The transcript has 3 exons. Gene Ontology annotation, biological process: intracellular signal transduction; peptidyl-serine phosphorylation. Bases 1 to 1503 code for a protein of 500 amino acids.
AUGAGCCUCGCGCAAGCUUUGCCCCAAAGCAGCGGAGCCGCUCUAACGGCAACAACUUCCACGAUGAUGCACCCACCACCACCACCACCACAACAACAACCACAGUCCUCUAAUAACAACAACAGCACCAAUAACAACACCAACAGCAGUAGCACCACACACCAUCAUGGUAGUGUGGGAAGUAAUCAACAACCACCAAUAUCCCCAAUGCCUGUAUCUCCCCGUAGUUCCAGUACACCUCCCACUGGGAUUCCCCCACAAUAUCAUCAUCAUGAGGGUAUGAUGCCCCGAAAGUCCUAUUCUUGUGAGGACUUUGAACUGGGAGAACAAAUUGGAGAGGGAGCGUAUAGUAGAGUUGUUCUCGCCACCUUUAAACCAACCGGAAAGCAAUAUGCUUUGAAGAUUAUCAAGAAGCAAUUGAUUUUGAAGGAAAACAAGACCAAAACUGUAAAGAUGGAGAAACAAGUAUUGAACAUGAUGGACCAUGAUAAUGUGAUUAAAUUGUUUUGUACAUUCCAAGAUGCCAAUAAUUUAUAUUUUGCCCUCGAAUAUGCUCCAGGAGGAGAAUUAUACUCGUACAUUAAAAACUAUGGGCCGUUCUCGCUGGAAGCCACACAAUUCUACACUGCUGAGAUUGUGAAUGCGAUGGAGUAUAUGCACUCUCUCGGAAUUAUUCACAGAGAUCUUAAGGCUGAAGAAGAAGUGACUGUUGGAGAUUCUCCUCUUAAGGCCAAGAAGGGUACAUUUUGCGGAACUGUACAGUAUGUGUCUCCAGAGAUAUUGAAAGAUGAAGAUUGUACUGAGGCUGCUGACUUGUGGGCUCUCGGUUGUAUUGUAUAUCAAAUGCUUACAGCCACUCAUCCAUUUAAGGCUGAGUCUGAAUACUUAAUUUUCCAAAAGAUAUUGAAGAGAGAGUUUGAAUUCCCUGAUGAUUUUCCAUAUGUGGCACGUGAUCUUGUCGACAAGUUACUCCAAUUGGAUGCCAUGAAACGAUUGGGUGUAGGUCCAUGUGGGUAUAAGGAGCUAAAAGCCCAUCCCUUCUUUGAUGGCAUUGACUUUAAUAAUUUGAAGAAUCAAACUCCACCAUCUAUUGUACCAUUUGCUGAUUUGGAUGCUAUUGAACUUGAAGACAAGCAAGACGACUUUGAUGAACCUAAUCCCUAUAUUGUAGAAAAAUUGAACGAAAAGUGGUCACUAUUUUUACUGAAAAACGAGUCCAUCAUCUAUACUAGAAAAGUUAUCAAACGAAGAAGAUUGACCGCUAAAAAGAGACAGCUCAUUCUAACUGAUUGGCCCAGACUCAUGUACAUAGAUUAUGAAAACAUGGUGGUGAAAGGUUUUGUGCCGCUAUCAAAAACUCUUAAGGUUAUCAAGAAGUCAGAUAACAAUAUGAUUUUACGCACACCAGGACGUGAUUACAUUAUUGAGGACGUCAACGGUUGUGUAGACAAGUGGGCAUACUGGAUUGAGAAAAUGAUAUCUGAAAAACUUGGUACUAACUGA